Messenger RNA from Paramacrobiotus metropolitanus, 986 nucleotides. RefSeq lists its product as uncharacterized. Lineage: Eukaryota; Metazoa; Tardigrada; Eutardigrada; Parachela; Macrobiotidae. The record is from RefSeq and is a predicted model, not a curated record. The coding region runs from base 28 to 957 and encodes 309 amino acids. Gene Ontology annotation, molecular function: nucleic acid binding. The transcript is spliced from 2 exons.
AUUUUUCUCGAUGGGCACAGCUCUCAUAUGUUCAAUCUGGAGUUUUUAUCGGAGUGCAUGAAGUCUGACAAAGAUAUUACCGUUGUCAUACUGCCGUCUGGUCAGACCGGGAAGUUGCAACCCAUGGAUCUGAAGGUGUACGGCCCUGUUAAAAAAUAUCGGCGGGAUUAUUUGCGACUGAUGACCCUUAUCGCUGAAGAAGAGGUUAACAAACAAAACUUCGCUCGUCACCUUGUGAAAAAAUGGGAUGAAUUUAACAUGGCCGCCAAUAUUAUUUCUGGGUUUGCUUUUUCCGGAAUUUAUCCUUUCAACCCGGAUGCGGUCUGCCGAGCUUACGUAGAGCCCGUUCCAAGCCAAUUUCUAUCAGACGUUCCCAUUUCUGUUGCCACCGUAUACGUGAGCGAGCUGGAAGUUAUACGCACAAAUCUUCGAAAAAUUCCACUUUUGACUGAAGGACAGAUAGAAGAGAUUGUGGCGUUCACAAUCUCUAAAGCAGAAGGUUUUCUUCCAUCGGUUGCAGCUGACAAAGUGGCUGCAGAUUGGCACCAUAAUUUCAUGAGCGCUCAUCCUCAGAAAAAGAGAAAACUUAAAGAUUCUCGUCUGCGCGCCGAAGCAGGGCUUAUUGCGACGGACAGUAAAGUAAUCGCAGCGCUCGAGCAACGGGAAGCAGAAAAACUGCUGCAGAAAAAUAAGCGAAAAAGAAACACUCGUAGCGGACUCAGCGAUGUGACAAAUACUCCGACUAAAAUUAAAAAUCUUUCAGAAUGGGUAAAAAGUGAGUCCUCUGAAAUUUCACAUGUGGUUCUACAAAGUCAAAGUUUUACUGUAAGAAAUAAAGUGUGCGGUAUUACUGGGGUGAUUAUUUGUAUUAAAUGUGAUGUGUUUACCAGCACUGACAAACCUGGGUGGUUGCCCGUGUUGCACGGGCCGGGCAUGGUUAUCAGAUUCUCUCGCUAGUUUUUUUGUCUAUCACAUGUACUAAGCUC